Molecule: messenger RNA, 1908 nt
Organism: Corticium candelabrum
Lineage: Eukaryota; Metazoa; Porifera; Homoscleromorpha; Homosclerophorida; Plakinidae
Product: digestive cysteine proteinase 2-like
Exons: 8
Coding region: 56-1684 (542 amino acids)
Biological process (GO): positive regulation of apoptotic signaling pathway; positive regulation of peptidase activity; immune response
Cellular component (GO): lysosome
Molecular function (GO): cysteine-type endopeptidase activity; cysteine-type endopeptidase activator activity involved in apoptotic process
Source: RefSeq, a predicted model, not a curated record
UUCUGUAUCACAAGACUGCUGCCUCGUGACUUUCCUGUUGCAUUGCUCGCACUAUAUGGCAUUAGCUAUACUUCUGUUUAUCGGCUUUGCUUUACAAACGACUUCUGGAAGUCUUCUGUGGAAACCAGACGUGGUUUAUCAUGCUAAAGGCUACAUCAACUUGCCAUAUGCAGACAUUGUGGAACCGUUCGAAGCCUGGUAUGACGGAAAGAACAUGCGCAGUCGACAGAGUUACUACGAUGGCAUGAACAACAUUUUUCAACGUCCAGAUCUGAAGCCAUAUGGGUUCACUUAUUCUGUUGUACCGGAGUCAACUAGUAAAGCAAUGGAUGCCACUGCCUGCUUUGGUGAGGAAGGAACCAAAGAUGAACCUGUAGACAGUAUUCAAACAAUCUUGCCAGAUACUACAAACUACAAGAUGAGUGGACCAGUGUCAUAUAAAGAACAAAAUUGUACAUUGUAUUAUUUGGAAGAAACUAGAGGAUAUAAGAACAACACGUACGAAUUAAUUGUGGCCACAAUGCCAGAAGGCAGCUUUCCGAAGUACUUGCACUUUGUUGGAUACGACUGGAUUUUAGGGUCACAUUACGAUGAGUAUGAAUUUAUUUAUGAUGAGUUUGAGUUGGGAAUUGAAAUUCCCUACGAAACAUUUGAUGUUCCUAAAGGCAUAAAAUGCCAAGAGUUUCUUGGCUCUCAGCAUCGUCUCAGUUCAGCAACUAAUCCCAUCGGCGAGCUACUUCAUGAUUCUGGGGAAGUUGACAAUGAAUUUGAGAAAUUUAAGACAAUGCAUGACAAAUCAUACCAUGAUCCCAAAGAACAUGAAGCCAGGAAGGCAAACUUCAGGCAUAACUUUAGGUUUAUUCAUUCCACUAAUCGGCAAGGACGACACUUUAAACUGGCAGUCAAUCAUCUUGCAGCUACAACUCAGGAUGAGAGAAGACGCAUGCGAGGAUAUCAUUACACUGGUCCUAAUAAUGGACUUCCAUUUACUCUAACAGAAGAAAUGGUGCAAGCAUUGCCAGCAUCACUUGACUGGCGACUGAUUGGUGCUGUAACUCCUGUCAAGGAUCAAGGCAUUUGUGGUAGCUGCUGGAGUUUUGGUACAGCGGAAACAAUUGAAGGAGCUCUGUUUCUUCACAAAAAACGAACCAUGAUGGUUGAAUUGUCUCAGCAAAAUUUAAUGGACUGCACAUGGCAAUAUGGAAACAAUGGCUGUGAUGGUGGUGAAGAAUGGAGGGCAUAUGAGUGGAUCAUGGCCAAUGGAGGAAUUGCUACUGCUGAUUCUUACGGCCCAUACUUGAUGGCUGAUGGACGUUGUCACUAUAAGAAUGCCACAGUGGGAACAAACAUUGCAAGCUAUGUGAAUGUGACUAGUGGUAAUGCAACUGCUCUAAUGGCUGCUCUAUUUCAUUAUGGCCCAGUUGCUGUCAAUAUUGAUGCGUCUCACUUAACAUUCUCAUUUUACUCAAGUGGAGUUUAUUAUGAUCCAAAGUGCAUGAAUGGAAUUGAUCAACUUGAUCACUCUGUGCUGGCUGUUGGGUAUGGAACACUGUAUGGUGAAGGAUACUGGCUGGUGAAGAAUUCUUGGUCAAAUCACUGGGGUGAUGCUGGCUACGUAUUGAUGUCAAUGAAAGACAACAACUGUGGUGUGGCAACAAACCCUACUUAUGUCAACAUUGAAUAGUCUUGCAAUGUAUUUGCAUAUUAUUGUAGGAGUAGUUGAAUGCGUGCAUGCAUGCAUGUGUUUGUGUCUGUCUGACUGUCUGUCUGUCUCUAAUAGGACUAUGUUUUCAUGUAGGCUAGUUUUCAUGAGUGGCUAGUUGUAGUCAUUUUGCUUGAAUGUGUGAUGGUACAGCUGCAAUGAUGUAUGAUUUUGAUACUUUCCAGUGUUUGAUUUUGUCAACUCUG